This is a messenger RNA of Pochonia chlamydosporia 170, 843 nucleotides long. RefSeq lists its product as hypothetical. Gene Ontology annotation, molecular function: myosin heavy chain binding; calcium ion binding; cytoskeletal motor regulator activity. The transcript has 3 exons. The record is from RefSeq and is a predicted model, not a curated record. Gene Ontology annotation, biological process: actomyosin structure organization; mitotic cytokinesis. The coding region runs from base 1 to 843 and encodes 280 amino acids. NCBI's taxonomy places the organism in Eukaryota, Fungi, Ascomycota, Sordariomycetes, Hypocreales, Clavicipitaceae. Gene Ontology annotation, cellular component: cytoplasm; myosin II complex.
AUGUCUGUUUCAACAUCGUAUAAACGAUCUCCCCUGGGAUACGGCUCGCCUCCAUCUCGCAACUCGCCGUUUCGACGACCCGAAUCUCCAGCUUCACCAUCACCAUUGCGAUAUACGACACCCAGUAGCUCUCCUACCAAGUCCGGUCCACCAGCUGGAACAUCGCGAUUUACCCAACCAACUACUCCCCCCACUCCCAAGAGCAGUUGGACACCACAGGGACAAUCUUCAGACACAAUGGCAGCAUCAGCACAAAGAUUAUCACAACUGACGGCAGCGGCCUCACAACCUUUAGGAAGCGGAAACGCGCUCUCACAACUUCAGCCGGCUCAGGUCAGGACACUAAGGGACGGAUUCCAGAUUUUGGAUCGAGACUGUGAUGGCGUCGUCAAUCGCGAAGAUGUGGCUGAUAUGCUGGGACAAUUGGGUCUUCCAAACGGCGCGUCAGAUGUCUCACAAUUUUUCCCUCCUUCAAAACCUCAAACCAUUGCGUUGGCAGCAUUCUUGAAUUCUCUGGCAGAAACGCUCUGUCAGCUGUCGCCUAGCGCUGAACUGAUUUCGGCAUUUUCUGCUUUCGACGACGAUGACAGUGGCCAGGUGGAUUGGGCUGAGCUCAGGGACGCGCUGCUGAACACGGCACCAGAACCUGGUGAACGACCUCUGACUGCGGCAGAGGUUGACCGUAUUGUCAACGGCUUCACCGGUAGACGAGCGUUCAAUCGUAACAUCAAUGCACAGCUGGGCGCUAAGAAGGGAGAGGUGUUCAAGUAUAACGAGUUUGUCCAUUCAAUCAUGGGUUCUAACGCGGGGCCUGAAGGAUCGUCGCACGAAAUCGCAGAAUGA